Mesoplodon densirostris (Blainville's beaked whale) is the source of this 3119-nucleotide messenger RNA. It is a transcript of the gene TTC31, whose product is annotated as tetratricopeptide repeat domain 31. Gene Ontology annotation, molecular function: protein binding. The record is from RefSeq and is a predicted model, not a curated record. NCBI's taxonomy places the organism in Eukaryota, Metazoa, Chordata, Mammalia, Artiodactyla, Ziphiidae.
GCCCGGAGGCGCUGCAGCGCUGGAGGGGUCGGGCCGCCAGCUGCCGGCUCCCGCCCCCAGUCCACAGCGCCAGCCUCACGGUGCUCUCCUGCGUCCGCCGCCACCGCCCACCACGGCUGCCCUCUCGGAGCUCCGCCGGGCCGUGGGUCCAGGCAGGGGAUGCUUCGGGCAACCGGCAGCCGCAGCCAGUCACGAACGUCCCGGCGGAGGGCGCCUGCCCGCUUUCUCUGCCACUGCUCCUCCUCAGCGCCCCCGGGCUGCGCCCGUAACGGCGGCACGGUAGCCAACGGAGGCAGAAGGCCACCAGAGCGAGACGCUUGGGCCAUGGGGCAGCUUGUCCGGAACGAGGCUAACGAUGCCCAUCUCCCCGUACUGCCCAACGCCUGCCACAGCCGGGGCUCCGCCCCGUCCCCGGAGCCGUCAUCUCUGGCCCGGGAGCCGCCGGGACCGUCGUGCACUCUCUCGCGCUCCGUAAGCGGAGGCUUCUGCCCCCAACAAAGAUGGCUGCCUACUCUGUCCUGCUCGGCCCUUCGGCCGGUGUCGAAUGCCAGACUUUCACUUUCGGGUCCCUGUUGACGGGGAUGGAGCCGAUUCCGAAGACUGUGGGGCUGGUCAAGCUAGCAGGAUUUUGUGCGCGAUGGGCAGAGGGCUCCAGCUCACCUACCCCGAGGCCCCCGGACGCGCCGCCGCCUUCCUUUCAUAUAGACUGUCCUCUGCGGCCCGGAUGCCCGCUGGGCGUCGCUGCUUUCCCCAAACUCUGCAAGGAAUUCGGUCCUGAGGACUACGGCGACGAGGACAUAGUGGAUUUUUUUCGACGGCUUGUGGAGAAUGAUCCCCGGGGCCUGCGUCGGAUUCGGAUCCGUGUGGGUGGGAGCGGCAGGCGGCUGCGGCUGUGGCCCCGCGGUGGGGAAUUCCCUCCGGACCAUUUCUGUUAUGAGGGGGAAACAACUGGACAGGAUGACAAGGCCAAGGAGGCUGAGAGCCUGGGCGCCUACCGUGGUCUCCAAGAGUCCUUCCUAUACCCUCCGCGAGGGUCUGAGCCCUGCCCUCAAAGCCCUUCUGCCGCAGCAUCCUGCCUCAGUGACUCAGACAACCUGCUUCAGGUGGCCAUGCCGCAGAGGCUCCUGCUGACGGAACAGGAAGCCAGCCGUCUGGCUGAGGAGCUGGUGUCUGAGCAGGAGCGCAUGAAACGGAAAGCAGAGAAGAAACGACUCAAAGAGAAGGCACAAAAGGAUCGGAAGCGAAGGGAGCGUUGGAGCAGGAUGGCGGGGAGUCCAACGCGAAUGUCCACAGGCACUGCAGAUGGGGAUGGGAGCCCCCCGUCCAGCUCUGGGAGCCCAGCUCAGGGACAGUGUCGCCUGGGAGAGGACUCACUGGAUCUAUCUAGUACCUUUGUGUCUCUGGUUUUGUGCAAGGUUGGGGAUUGGCCCCCCAGUGCCUGCAGAGAAAAGGGACUGAGUCAGGAGCCCCAAGGCGGGAGCUUGGGUCCCCAAGAGAAGAUGAGUUAGGAGGAAGGAAGCACUCCAGAAGAAGAGAGCCCCAGGCAGAGUCCAAAGGAGAAGGAUUUGGGAAGGCUGAGGCCUUGAGUCCUGCUUGACUUUGCUCCCCAUUCCCAGGCAUCUCUAGGGUUGCUGGCAGCUGCCGUACAGCAGGUCCAGGAGUGAGCAGAGUUUGGUACCAGCUUUGCCCAAAAUGGUUUCCACCACAAGGCCGUGGUCCUCUUCACCCAGGCCUCGAAGCUCGACCCCCGGGACCACAGGUUAUCUGGAAAUCGCUCAUUCUGCCGUGAACGGCCGGGUCAGCCGGUGUGGGCCCUGGCUGAUGCCCAGGUAGCCCUUACUUUGCGGCCUGGCUGGCCCCGGGGCCUCUUCCACCUGGGCAAAGGCUUGAUGGGACUGCAGCGUUUCGAAGAGGCAGCUGCCGUGUUCCAAGAGACGCUGAGAGGAUCCCAGCCUGACGCAGCCUGCGGGCCCCACCCCUGCCUUCUACAUCUUUCUCAGCAGGACCAGCGAGGAGGAAGCCCUGGGCCGCCCCUGUCAACUGGACUCCCCUGUGCAUUGCCCCAUGUUGAGCUGGGGCCUUCAGGCCUCCUCCCCCUCAGUUGCCCUGGAAGCGCUGCUCCGAGGGCCCCUGGCCUUCUGUCUCCACGCUUGCGUUAUCCCCCACAUCACCUGAGCCACUCCAGCUGGUCCCUCCCCCAUACUCAGAGCAGAAGACCCUGUCCUCUCCAUUUCCAGGACUCCUCAGAGGGCUGGGGCAUGCCGGGACUUGGGCCCCAGCACCUACCUCACACCAGAUGAAGGAGGACCUGUCCCUAAUAAGGCAAGGCCAUGUGUGCAUGGUUGGGAACAUCCCUGGCAGUCAUGCCUCUUGCCACAGAGACCUUCUGAUGAGAGAAAGGAGCCCUACAUCCUCUGAAAUAGGCUUUCUUUGGUUCUUAAGCAGAUGGCUUCUUCUGGGAGCAGUAAGGAAAAAUAAAAUCCCCCAAGGCUCAAGAAGGGAUCUGUACACAAGUUCAGGUUUUCAGACUAUAACAGACCUGGCAGUGGGGGCAUUUGAGGCUUGCCCUGCUUCUUGGCCCUGGGGGACUCACUCACCGGCCAGAGCUCUGUGCUCAGGAUGGGGUCACAGUAAUGAAUAAGGCCCAAGUCUCGCCCUUCAGCUUGACAGAUGCUCACGUCUUCCUAAUCCCAGUUCUUGCCCUGUUUUCUCAAGCCUGAGCUCCUCAUGCCCUGUUUCCUGUCCACCCUUCCGUGCAUAUUCUGACCUCUCCUUUGCCCAAUGGUCUGAUGCUCACCUCCUCCCACUGCUAGAAGAUUCACCAAGGGUUUGUGUUUACCAGCUUGCCAGCUCCUGCCUGGAGCUGGCAGAGCCCAUACAUGUCCACGUACCUGCACCGCUGGCUCUCCCACCGAUGGGGCCUUAGCAGGUACCCAGGCUUCUGCUACUUUGGUCAUGGUCUUUCUCCACCCCAGCACUGGGCAUUGUAACCAGCCUUUCCCCCUUGUGAAUUGACUUAAUUUUUUCCACCCAGGGUCACUGCCCCUGAAGAAGGCUAAAAUCCUCUACUUUCUGUAUAAGAAUCAUGACCUCCUUCUGGUUUCUCCUCGAAGAUCCUG